GCUCCCCAAAUGCUUGGCAAAGGUGUCGUUGAUUAUACCCGGGAAGGGUCAAUUUUGAGUGCCGAGCAGAGGCGAUUCUACGAGAAAAAUGGAUAUCUGUUGAUUCGAAACUGUGUUCCACAGUACGAAUUGAACAGGUUCCGACAAAGAUUUCAGGACAUUUGCGAGAAAAAAGUAAAAGCUCCAGAAAACAUGACCGUCAUGAAAGACAUUUCCAUCGCAAAAUCCGAAUUCAAAGACGGUGAGAAGGCGAUCACCAAGAUCCAGGAUUUUGCAGAUGAUCCAGUUCUUUUUGAGUACUGUAAGUAUCCGGGAGUUGUCGAUGUGGUGAAGGACUUGAUUGGAAAUCCAAAGUCGAAUUUGAUGGCAAUGCAUACAAUGCUUAUCAAUAAACCACCAGAUAAUGGAAAACUAACAUCCCGGCACCCAAUGCACCAAGAUCUUCAAUAUUUCCCAUUCCGUCCAGCAGAUUUUAUUUGUUGUGCUUGGACCGCAAUGGAGAAGAUCACAAGAGCAAAUGGAUGUCUGGUUGUUGUUCCCGGAACUCAUAAAGGUGUUCUUUUGCCACACGAGUACCCGAAAUGGGAGGGUGGUGUGAACAAAGCCUAUCACGGAAUCCAGGACUAUGACACGUCGACGCCACGUAUCCACGUGGAAAUGGAACCCGGAGAUACCGUAUUCUUUCAUCCAAUUCUUAUUCAUGGUUCCGGAGCCAAUAGAACUGAAGGAUUCCGCAAAGCGAUCUCCUGUCACUACGCAAAUGACGACCUCUGCCGUUAUGUAAACGUCGAGGGUACAACUCAAGAGACAUUGGCAGAGGAGAUCAUCGAAAUCGCCAAGAAGCGUCUGACAAGAUAUGGUCUCGACCCGAAUACUGUAACCUUGGAUUUCGCGGACAUUUGGAGGGUUCGCGCCAGAGAGGUCAAUGGGCGCAGAUCUAAUUUGUGAUUUUUAUGUUUAAAACUGUGAAAUCGAUCAGAGUUUGUCGAUAAUUUUUGUAAUGUAUUUCAGUUAAUAAAUUAACAUUUUG
Molecule: messenger RNA, 1030 nt
Organism: Caenorhabditis elegans
Lineage: Eukaryota; Metazoa; Nematoda; Chromadorea; Rhabditida; Rhabditidae
Gene: ZK550.6
Product: putative phytanoyl-CoA dioxygenase
Exons: 5
Coding region: 10-948 (312 amino acids)
Biological process (GO): fatty acid alpha-oxidation; fatty acid metabolic process
Cellular component (GO): peroxisome
Molecular function (GO): catalytic activity; phytanoyl-CoA dioxygenase activity
Source: RefSeq, marked reviewed